Molecule: messenger RNA, 5126 nt
Organism: Sebastes umbrosus (honeycomb rockfish)
Lineage: Eukaryota; Metazoa; Chordata; Actinopteri; Perciformes; Sebastidae
Gene: plekhm1
Product: pleckstrin homology domain containing, family M (with RUN domain) member 1
Exons: 12
Coding region: 267-3521 (1084 amino acids)
Source: RefSeq, a predicted model, not a curated record
AUCAGUCUUCAGCUGUAAAGUGACAGAGAACAUCUCAACGUCUCUCGAGGAAACAAAAUCUUAUAGUUAAAUCUCAUUUUAGACGUUUAUUUAAUGUUUUAUUAGCCAUGGCGAGCGACUGUACGGAUUGACUUUCCUUUUUACGUACAUUUACUGAGUUUAUAACAAUUUCCGGAGGAUAUCUCGGUUGUCUUUUGGAUCUUUAAUGGCAAGUUAGCCGACCUGUUUCGCGUACCAUGUGGAAGUAAACCUUCCCAGGAGGUGCCAUGCUAGCCACACAGAUGCCAGAUUCGCCACCCGAGGCCAAAGAUGUCAUACAGAUCAAGGAGAAGUUGGCCCAGUCGCUCAAGGCCCUGCAGAAGCGCUACGUAACGUCAGACACAGUGGUCACCAGUGAAGACGGGGAUGCCAACCUCCUCUGCUGCGCCCUGGAAGCCAUCUUCAUCCACGGUAUCAAGAGCAAGUACAUCCGCUCGGAUGCCGGGGGCCGGGGUAGGAAGGGAGACCGGGGACCCCUCCCUCAGCCCUUCUUCUGGAGCCUCCUCAAGACCGUCACCCACCGUGAUGUGGUCACAGAGCUGGAAAAGAUCAGCUUCGUGGGCACGGACGUGGGUCGCUGCCGAGCGUGGCUGCGGCUGGCCCUCAACCACGGCUUGCUGGAGUGCUACCUUGCGUCGCUGUUUCGCGAGGGCUCCAAGCUGCGGGCCCACUACCAGCCCAGUGCCUUGCUCCUGAACACCGAGGAGAGGGAAGUUCUGCUCAGCUACCUCCAGGGUCUGGCGUCACUUACGUUCAGCCUUUCCUACAAGUCAGCUGUCCUCAACGAAUGGACCACCACGCCUCUGGCUCUCGCCGGACUCUGCCCCUUGUCCCAGGCGGACGCACUCCACCCGACCCUCAACGGCGGAGACCUUCCCAGCUCCAAGCGUAAAGAAUCGUGGGAUACGGUGUCUCAGUCGUCAAGCUCGUCAGAUGCGCAGGAUAUGCAGAGAGGGUGUCCAGUGAUGCUGUCGGGGAAAGGGACAAAUGGGGGUAGGACUGCACUCAACUCAUCUAAUUUAAGCCUGGACACCACGGGCUCCUCUCAGCUCUCCUCCAGCUUGAGCUCUGACAGCCUCCUGCAGGGGCAGGACCCCCGCAGCCCGACAGGAGAGCAGUGGUCUUCAUGUGACCUGGACAUGGCCAUUAGUGUCAACAUCAGCACCAAGAGGCCACAGAAAGAUUUUCUGACAGAUUUCAGGGAGAGCGGCCACUGCAGUCAGGACUCCAUGCGUGAAGACUCCUUUGUCUCCAGCACGGGUCCAGAUCAGUACUCGGAGACGGCCGUUUUCAGCAGCUCUGACAACGAGACCCAGGGUCCCCCUACAACAUCCCAAGAACACGUGGACUCACUCCCAGACUCUGUACUGUGUGAUUCAGAGCCACCAUCGACAUCAUCUGAUGAGAACCAUGUUAACUGCUCUCCCUCUGAAGUGUCCAUCAGUGCCUCUUCUGAGUUACACAUGGACACAGAAGUGCUCUCUACAGUCAGUGAGCCUGUGGAGCCUUUGGAGUCUGUGGAGUCUGUGGAGCCUGUAGAGGAAGUACAUACGACCGGUGUUAAGGAGAGUCCUGAGGCUGUCGCUGUCCAGGAAGAGAAAGAAGCGCUGACCUCAGAUCCGUCAAUGCAUCAAGGCCCACGUCGCUCCACCAGCAUCCUGAGCAGUCAACUCUCCUCAGAUUCUCUAUCACAUUCUCGUUCCUGGAUCUCUGAGGAUGACAUCUACAAGCCCCAGCUGGAGGAGGUGUCAGACCAGGACGAGGCGCCUCCUCCUGCUCCCACGGCUGAGCUCAAGGUCUCUCAGUCGCCUCCCAGUGUCGUCCAUCGCAGACAAUACGGGCUGUCCAACCCGUUUCGUGGCUUGCUGAAGCUCGGUCAUCUGGAGCGGCGAGGUGCGAUGGGAAUGUGGCGUGAUUACUACUGCGAGCUGUCGCCCUUCGAGUUCCGGCUGUACCUCAACGCAGAGGAGCGGACGUGUUGCGACAACUGCUCCCUGGUGCGAUGUGAGGACGCUCGCAUCGCCUCGACCGAGGGCCGCUUCGAGUUGGCCUUUCCCGGGAAGCGUCUGUACCUCCGGGCUGCCAAUCGCGACGAAGCUGAGGACUGGGUGGACCGGAUCAUAGAGGCCGUCAACAAAUGCCGUCCAGCGUCCCGUGUUGACGAGCAGUGGGAGGUGCUGCAACCCACCUGUGAGAACGGUGUGGAUGCGUCCUCCGCCCCCUCCAGCCCUGAGCGAGGCCCAUCAUCUUCUGACACAGGGACAGGUGGAGGACAGGAGGCGCCUCCUCCUCUACAGGAACAGGAACUCGACUGGACUCGGACUGCUGAUUUGGAAACGGACGCCAUCAAAGAAGCUGUUUUGUACUUCUCCACAGAUCCCGAGGCUCGGACAUGGGCGCCGCAGGUCUUCUCCCUCUCCUUGGAGGCUUUGAAAGGUUUUCGGGUUCAAGAGGGAAAGAAGCUGCUGCGGCAAACCCACCCUAUUGAGGACAUCCGCGACGUGGUGCCUGACGUCUCUCUGGGAGGACCGGCCUUUUUCAAGCUCCUGACCGUCAGGGAGACGCUUAGAAUAAGAGCAGAAAACCCAGAGGAGGCUCGCUCUUGGAGGGUUUUGAUCCGAGGAGCUCUGGACUCGUACCUGGAGAGCGGGGAGGACGAAGUCUCUGAGGAGCCGGCUGUGGUCUGCCCGGGGACUGGAAAUCUCCCCAGACUGGUGCAGCACAGACUGAAAGAAGACGGAGCACUUCUUGUUCAUCUGUGCACUGUUCCCUCAGAGAAGGGGCUGGACGCUCAGAGCUUCAAGUGUGCAGGGUGUGCUCAGCAGAUCGGCCCGUCGCUGGGCAGAGCCAGGCUCUGUGAGUUCUCAGGCCAGUACUACUGUGACUCCUGUCACCACGGUAACACCACCGUCAUCCCUUCACGCAUGGUGCACAACUGGGACCUCACACAGCGAGAGGUGUCUAAGAAGGCCAUGCAUCUGCUGGCUCAGGUGGAGCAGGAGCCUCUGCUGAACCUGGAGCACCUGAACCCUGAGCUGGUGAAGCAUUCAGAGUCCAUGUCUCAGGCCCACAACCUGCGGAAGAGGCUACGCCUGCUGGGCGACUACCUGCUCACCUGCCGCAGCGGAGCCUGCAAGAAACUCCAAGCCAGAUUGGAGCAGCGAACGUACCUGCUGGAGUCGAGCCAUCUGUACAGCGUCAUGGACCUACGACAGAUAGCAGAGGGUCAAUAUGCAACCUACCUGCUCACACUGUUGCAGUACGCCUCCAACCACGUGUUCCACUGUGACCUGUGCACUCAGCGUGGCUUCAUCUGUCAGUUAUGCCACGCUAAUGACAUCAUCUUCCCCUUCCAGUUUGACAUCACCACCAGGUGUAAAGAUUGUAAAGCUGUGUUUCACCUGGCCUGCAAGGCUGCCGGGGACUCGUGUCCUCGCUGUCAGCGGAUGAAGAAAUACCUGGAGAGAGAUCUGCUGGACUGAGCGCAGCCAGCAGGGCGGCGCUGUGUAGCCCCGUCUAACAAGGCCACGUUUUUUUUUGUUUUUUUGUUUUUUUCAGGAAGCUAGAGCACCGCUGAAGGACAGAAAAAAUAACAGAAAAUCUAGCUUUUACAUGAAGUAACCUCAAGUGCAAUUAUGAGCGUGAUUUGCCUGCCCUGACUGACCUUUUCUUUAAAGAAGGAAGAGGAACCGUGCUCGACAGCAACUCGACUCAUCACGCUGACGUAAUGCAGCCAAAUGUUACUGACUAGUGACUUUAAUACCUCUCUGACUUCACACUCAGCCACGGCAUCAAACGAAGGACGGUGAAAAGUUGCUGCCAAGAAUCGUACCCAACACAUUUUUUUUACAUCGUGGGUUUUUACUUUGUCUUGUUGUGUCGACGUUCAUCAUGUUUACCAGAAAUGCUCCACGGAACAUUCAUCUCAGAUGCUCAUAUUUAUACAUAACGCAGCAGUGAGGUUGAACAUGCAAAAAUAUCAAAACAGCACUCGAAAUGUUCUAAUCAACAGAUUUUGAUGUGCCUUCUUUUUCAUUUAAGCUUUACACUAUUUUCCUCUUGGUGUGUGUUUGACAAAGGGCCAAAAAGCACCGCACAGGUACUUUCUUUGUUUAUUUAUCAUAACAUAACUGCAUUAGAGACUGAUUUUGAUGUAAAGGUAAAAAAUCAGUUUGUGGAAUGUUUCUCUCAGUAACAUACAUUAAUAUGUGUGAUUUUAAAUUUAAAUUUAAAUACAUAUAUUUGGUCAAACAUUUGCUACUUGUGAGGCGAGCCACUGACAUUAUUCAUGAAGUUGCUGAAGUAAAUAAAUCAUAAACGUUGGCAGAAACUACAAAAUAUUGAAUUUCUCAUUGAUCCUGAAGUCAAAACACAUUUUUGCACAUUUGCACUUAAUAGCUAUGACUGUUAAACUGAUAUUUCAACUAGAUCUUAGUUGUAAUAUCUUCUAGCAUACAGAGUUACCGCUCAGCUAACGCACAUGCAUUGCUGACAUUUUUAUUAUCACUUUUGCUUAAUUUAAUUUUCUUCUCUUGAAUAUUUGACUCUGAUGUAGAGUUGAACUCGAACAGAAGUAACACAUAGAUUUUUUUUUGCAGAAUCUGCAAAGAACAAAAAUAAUUGAAGGUUUACUCAUCAAGUCCAUCUUGAUAUAUGCAGAACAUAUCACUUGCAAGUGGCAAGUACAGAAUAAUGUUAUUCCUGGGCUGUCUUUUUUUUUGUCAUCUCAUUGAUCAUGUAUGAUGUAUGAUGUAUAAAUGACAAUUAUGAAAUAAAUAUCAGUGUGUUACAUUAUGAAUCUCUUCUGUUUUAGGCACUAUUGAUCAUUAGCUAUAGGUUGAAUUUUACAAGUGUGUUUAGUCAUUAACUUGUUGCAUAGUUUGCUGAUAUUUAAUUGUAUAUUUAAUUUGUUCCUUUAUGCACUACGGACACUGAGUCUGGCUGUUGUUUAUAGGACUUUUUUCCCAGCAGACACUUGAGGUAGUGAGCUUUUUACAGACUUUGUUGUAUUCACCAACAGUCAUCUUCUUUAAAUUAAUUUUGUAAUAAUUAUAAUAUAAUAAUAAUAAAUAAAAUCUUUAGCUGCA